Cloeon dipterum is the source of this 1360-nucleotide messenger RNA. RefSeq names its product eukaryotic translation initiation factor 4E-like. Gene Ontology annotation, biological process: translational initiation. The record is from RefSeq and is a predicted model, not a curated record. Gene Ontology annotation, molecular function: translation initiation factor activity; RNA 7-methylguanosine cap binding. The transcript is spliced from 5 exons. The coding region runs from base 102 to 770 and encodes 222 amino acids. Gene Ontology annotation, cellular component: cytoplasm; eukaryotic translation initiation factor 4F complex. NCBI's taxonomy places the organism in Eukaryota, Metazoa, Arthropoda, Insecta, Ephemeroptera, Baetidae.
UGUAAGCCGCGACUCCCACUCCAAAACUCUCCACCCUCAGCCAGCCUCUUUUUACAUCCUAUUUUUACUCUCCUUGGAGAGCCUCGUGAAGAAAUUCUUUGAUGAGUGAGUUGCGGUGUGACAUGGCUGCCGCUGUCGGGAAUACGAAGUCUCCAGACGAGAUGGAGCAAGAAAAAGACGUGAAGCCGAUGCCGGUGGCAGACAUCCCUCGUGACGUGAUCAAGCAUCCGUUGCAAAAUUCCUGGACUCUAUGGUACUUUGAAAAUGACCGUGCUAAAAACUGGGAAGACAACCAGGUGGAGAUCUACAACUUCGACACCGUCGAAGACUUCUGGGCUCUGGUGAACCACAUCAAGCCAGCUAGUGAAAUUAGGGUCGGAACCGACUACUCGCUGUUCAAGAAGGGCGUGCGACCCAUGUGGGAGGACCCGGCCAACAAGAAUGGCGGCAGGUGGCUCGUCUCCCUCGAGAAGAAGCAGCGCGGCCCAGAACUCAACAAUUGCUGGCUUGAAGUGAUGCUUUGUUUGAUCGGCGAGGCCUUUGACGAGUUUAGCGAUGAUGUGUGCGGGGCCGUGAUGAACAUCAGGCCCAAGGGCGACAAAAUUGGCAUCUGGACUGGUGACGGCACUCGCACCAACAGCAUCAUGGAAAUCGGGCAGCGAAUCAAGUCCCGAUUGAACAUCCCAGCCAAGGUGUUGAUUGGCUACCAGCUGCACCGCGACCUGACGGUGAAAAACAGCUCAGUGAUCAAGAACAGACACCAGGUGUAGUGCUGAGCGGCGAAUUGCGCGCGCUCCCACCCAAGACUGUUCAGAGUGCUCACUGCAAAACUCUUACGAAGGCUGCCCGAGCUUUUUUAAAAGAGGACAUCGUGUUUCUCUCCCUCUCUCUCUCUCUAUCUCUCUUCUUACAGUUAUGUUGCUAGUGUCACACUCCAAGCAGUGCUGGAAAACAAAGCCCCUAUUUAUUACGUUCGAUGAUGAUGCGCCACGGAUUAACCAAAGCCGCACCCAUUGAUUUUGUAAAUAAAAACUAAGAUGUCGUGUCUAGGGAAUUGUCAGCACUUUGAGCCGAGUGUGCUCUGUGUAAUAACUCGUUGUUAAAUGGAUGAGCAUUGUUAAUAAGUAGCUGAGUAUUUUUCUAAUUGUAGAGCCUCGCGGAUUCGGCCCUAAUCUAAGUAAGCUCCACAUCGGCCCCUGUACAUUCUUUCAAAUCAAAAUAUAAUUUCCAAGUGCUUUGAAGUUGUUUUCCACAGGUUAAUUAAUUAAUAUAUAUUUCGUUCUCCGCGGCUGAGUUAUAAUUUCUAACUUGCUUCUGAGAAUAUGAGUGGCAUGAGAAUAAAAGGUAUUUAUAAAGUCCA